Gigantopelta aegis is the source of this 5093-nucleotide messenger RNA. RefSeq names its product dnaJ homolog subfamily C member 16-like. The transcript is spliced from 13 exons. Bases 53 to 2302 code for a protein of 749 amino acids. NCBI's taxonomy places the organism in Eukaryota, Metazoa, Mollusca, Gastropoda, Neomphalida, Peltospiridae. The record is from RefSeq and is a predicted model, not a curated record.
UGAUUCUAGAAUUUAUUUCGGUAAAAGCAUAAAUCGGCGAUUAAUUCAUUAAAUGAUGAAUGGUUUUCAAUAUAUUUUGUGUGCGUCGCUUCUGAUUCACAUUUAUGCAUCAGAAGAUCUGUACGAUGUACUUGACGUCAAUAAAGAUGCGUCUUCUAAUGAUAUCAGACAAGCUUAUAAAAGACUUGCAAGGGAAUGGCAUCCUGACAAGAACAAAGCACCUGAUGCUGCUGACAAGUUUACAAAAAUAAAUGAGGCAUACGAGACCCUGAGUAACCCAGAGAAGAGAUCUGCGUACGACAAUUAUGGCUACACGUCUCAGAAUGGACGACGACAGCCUUUCCAUCAGCCGAAUGGUUUCUUCCCAUUUGACGACUUCUUUUCCGGCUCCGGCUUCAAUUUUAACUUCGGAAAAGGUUCAUCUAUUCUUGAUAGAUACUCCACAACGCUGAGGCAUUUUGAGAUGAGAUUGUUGCCCGAGAGUCACAAGACCCCAUGCUUCAUUUACCUUCACAGCAGUUUCUGUUUCGAGUGUAUGCGCAUUGAACCAUACAUUGAGAAGUUUAUUGCCGAACUGGAAACAGUCGGACUUUGUAUUGGAACUGCUCACAUGGCAGUGAACCGAGGCAUUUCUAGUCAUCUUCGAAUCCACGACGUGCCCGCAAUUGUCGGUCUAGUGAACGGCAGACCAACGUUCUUUAGCGGACCUGUCAACCUGCAGACACUGAGGGAGUUUGUCCGCAACUGGUUUCCCAAGGAUACACUUACAAACGUUGAUGACAACAACUACGAGACAUUCAUCAGUGGAUGGAGAGACAACCACGUGCGAGCGAUUUUCUUCAGUCACCGAGAUCGGCCUUCAACGCGGUUCUUAGCGCCGGCGUUUCUCUACCGAGACUAUGUGACGUUCGGCUACGUAAACAUGAAGUCUGAAUCUAUCACAAAUCUGAUGAAGAGGUUUGGCGUAAAUCAAAAUCACGAGUCACUGCUACUGUUCAAUGAGGAAUCCGUUCCUGUGGCAACUAUCAGUAUGAAACAGUUACAGAGGAAAACACUGGAUGAGGUGAUUGAACAAAAUCGCUUCCUCAUUCUGCCGAGACUGUCAUCACAGAAACAUUUUGAUGAACUCUGUCCCGUGCAGCCGAAAGUUGCUAGACGAAGUUUCUGUAUCGUCUUGGUGACGAAGGAGUCUGAGGAUCACGACUACCACCGGUCGACGUUCCGCGACUUCGCUCAGUCAUCACGGACUCCGCCGAGUCGUGUGAAAUAUGUGUAUAUCUACGAGGAGAAACAGUCCAAUUUCAUCGGUGCACUACUCAAGGGCAACAAGACGAGGCAAGAGAGUGUUUUGGAGGUUGCUAUAAUAUGGAGAGUUGACAAGAAGAAGGUGAAUUACGAAUUCCUAGAAGAUGGGUGGAGCUCGGACACACACUUGAACAGCAUUAGUCGGAAACGGCUGGAGGAGAGACUAACAAGUCUGCUAACCAGCGACCACCUCCUACCAUACAGAGUGACAUACCCGGAACUGUACAACGAACACGCACUGGGGCUGCUGACAAGAAUAUUGUACAGGCUGCUAGACUGGGCUGACAGAGCUUAUAUGUACGCACUAGGUUAUGACACGACUGUGUAUCUGACUGUCCUCAUGUCCGUGUUUCUGGUUGUGGUCAUGGGAUUGUUCAUGCAUCACCUAGCAACCAUCGAAGAACAGCAGGUCCAGCAGACGAGAGCUGCGGCGAGGGAUAUGAAACGACCCCAGAGUGUUUUCCAAGACUCUAAGCUUCACUUGUACGAGCUGAAGUUUGAGACGUACGUGAACCUGGUGAAAGAAGCUGACACGGGACUGACGAUCGUCGUGUUUGUUGGCGAGACGUCGCGAGAACCGCUCUGUACCAAGUUCGCAGCACUGAUGUACCCAUACGCAAGAUACAGUGCCCUGACGUUUGCGUUCCUACGACUGGAGUACUACAUCAGCUGGUACCAACAUCUCCUGGAGGAGAGCCUCGACUUCAAACUCAAACUCGACAACAUCAACAUCCGCAACUGUCUCGGCACCGUACUGGCAAUCAAUGGCUACCGAAAGUACUUCUACAUCUACCACCCGAAAAACACACUGCCGUGGAUGCGCAAACACAGCAACAUUUCAAAGUCUAUCGGUUUCUUUGACGACGAUUCAGACCCGGAGAUGGAGGACAAACCUGUGGAACAUCUCCUCGAUGGUUUGUGUCUGUGGGUCGAUAAGAUGUUCGAUGGAUCGGUGAAAAAGAUCAGGAUACCUUACUGGCCGGACAUGUUUUCUUGAUAAAUGUCUGUUUAUUCAUAGAGAGAGAGGAGAGUGGCUGUGUGUUUUGCAAGAUGUCAAUUGGAUGUCGAUUAGAAUUUGUCUUCGAACAUUUAUCGGUGAAUAAAAUGUUUUAUGGAUCAGUGAAAAAGAUCUGGAUACCUUAUUGGCCAGACAUGUUUUCUUGAUAAAUUCUGUUUAUUCACAGAGAGAGAGAGGAGAGUGGCUGUGUGUUUUGCAAAGAUGUCAAUUGGAUGUUGAUUAGAAUUUGUCUUCAAUCUCUUAUCAGUGAAUAAAAUGUUUUAUGGAUUGGUGAAAAAGAUCUGGAUACCUUAUUGGCCGGACAUGUUUUAUGGAUGUUUCAGUGACUGUGUUUUGCAGGGAGUCAGCUGACAAUACAAUAAUAAGAAGUCAUCUUUGAUCUCUACAGGAGAAUAAAAUGUUUAUGAAUCAGAGAAAGAAAAAACAGAAGCAUUAUACAUUAUUGGCAAGAUAUGUUUUCUUGAUAAAUUUUGUUUAUUCAGAGAAAGAGGCGAGUGGCUGUGUGUUUUGUCAGAUGUCAAUUGGAUGUCUGGAUUAGAAAUCGUCUUUGAUCUCCAUCAGUGAAUAAAAUGUUACAUUGAACAGCAGUAUACAUACCUUUUUUGAUCAUGUGUUUUCUUGAUCUUCCUUUGUUAUUAGAAACAAGAGGCUGGCUGUGUGUUUUGCAAGGAGUUAAUUGACUAUAUUGAUAUGAAGUCAUGUUUGAUCUCAAUAGGAGAAUAAAAUGUUGAUGAAUCGGAGAAAGAAUAAAAAGCAUUAUACCUUAUUGGCCAGACAUGUUUUCUUGAUAAUGUUUUCUUUUAUUCCAUGAAAGAAGAUAGUGUUUUGCAAGAUGUCGAUUGUAUCUGUCUUGAUUAGAAAUCGUUUUCAAUCUCUAUCCGUGAAUACAAUGUUUUAUAGAUCAGUGAUAAAACAAACAGCAGUUAAAUACGAGUGUUCAUCACCUAAUUUCCACAUAUUUCUGUUUACAAAUGUCUAAAAUUGUCCACAAUAAGUGGUGUUUUGUUUUUUGAGGAUGUCAUCAGCAUACGAGGGAUAUGCAAGCAUUACAAAUAUGUUUUCAUUAGUUUAUGUGGUGUUUUCUUUGUUUAGUCUGAGUGCAGUUGAUCAGUAAAUUAGAAAACUGCUAUUAAUAAUAGUGCAUGAGAUGCCUACAUUCCUUUACUUUAUUAUUAUAAUCAAACCUUUCAACCUUUGUCACAUAGGUUGUCUAAAAUACAAAAAGGUUUCCACUUCUGCUGAAUGUUUAUUCUGUUGGCAAUUCUGAGCAUGCCUACAACAGUUGUCAACAAGAAACUUUGUACCAAACAAGCGAAUGACAAUCAAGCCCAUGUUUUAGUUGAGAGUUACGAAUUUCUUUGAUGUUUGCAAUGUCUUUGAAGUUUGCAAUGUCUUUGAUGUUUGCAAUGUCUUCCUGCAUAAUUAUAACUGGGGCAGAAUGUAGCCCAGUGGAAAAUACUCCUUGAUGUGCAGUCAGUUCAGGAUCGAUCCCCGUCAGAGGGCUCAUUAAACUAUUUCUUGUUUCUGCCAGGCAGUGUAACAUGACUGGUAUAUCAAGGGCACUGGUAUAUGCCAUCCUGUCUAGGGUGGUGCAUAUAAAAGAUCCCUUGCUAAUAAUGGAAAAAUGUAGCAGGUUUCUUCUCACACUGUUUUUCAAAAUUAACAAAUGUGUCGGAUGGUGCAUAUAAAAGAUCCCUUGCUACUAAUGGAAAAAUGUAGUGUUUUUUCCUCUCACACUGUUUUUCAAAAUUAACAAAUGUUUGGCAUCUAUUACGCAAUGAUAAAUCAAUCGGUGUGCUUCAGUGGUGUUAAACAAAACAAACUUUAACAACUUUCUUUGAUGGUUGCAAUGUUUUCCUGCAUAAUUAUGACUAAUGCAUACCAGUAUUUACUUUGGUGCACUGCAUGCAUUUUUAGGCUUGUCCAUAACCUGAAAUAAACAUAUCUUAUUCCAGACAGGAUUUUCUUCCUUUCAACCUAUUAUUAGUAUUAAUUUUGUAAACAUCAUACGGUUUAAGUGUCGUUUGUUUUCAAUUUUAUUUGGUCACAAAUUGUGAUGUGUUAACAUGAAAUAUUUUUAUUAAUGUUGAUUUAAAAACAUUUUUUAUUCCUUUCCUCAUUGCAGGUAUAUUGAACAAAUUAAAGCAAUGAUUCCUUUUCAUACCAACCAAGCAGUUUUGUAGUUGUAUGCUUGGCUCAGACUCAGGGGUGUAGCAUGAUCUGGACCUAGGGGGGUUCGAAUAUGAACCAAGUGGACCUUUUUCUAUUUUGUUUUUGCACCACCAGAAACUCCAUAUGUAUAAACCUGUAUGUUUUAGUUCUGAAAGCGGACCAUUUGCUUCAGUCCGAACCCCCCUAGCCUAUGCCUCUGAGACUACCAACUGCCAGCAGAAAGUAAGCAAACUUUCUGCAAUCACAACUGUCCAGUUGCUAGUCUGAGCGCUCUUACAACUCUAUAUUUGUCGUAUACUGGUACGACUUUACAACCUUUUAGUUGUUAAUCUUGAGCGCACCCAUCCUAAGUUAGGAUUUGGGAAAAUAACAAUGCAACCAUUGAGUUGGCCAAUUUCAUUGUGACAAUUGACAGUCUGAGCCUAGUGUUAUGAUCGAGCAGUUUUGUGGGAUUGCCAUUUGGUAACAUUACAUUCAUCGCUUAAAGGGACAGUCCUGAGUUUGCUGCAAUUUUUAAGAUGUUAUCGACUAACAGAGACUUUUUAACGAUUGUAAUUACAUAUCAAAUAUAUUUUUCUAAAUAAAAUAUUAGUGGCUG